This is a messenger RNA of Rubroshorea leprosula, 1210 nucleotides long. Lineage: Eukaryota; Viridiplantae; Streptophyta; Magnoliopsida; Malvales; Dipterocarpaceae. The record is from the annotation of a GenBank genome assembly.
AUUGAAUUUUGAGUUUAAUUCCGUCCGACCGUCGCGGAUUUCUACCGGCUUUGACAAACGGUGUUGCAAAUCUCAAUCGGAGUUGUGGUGAAGAUGUCGAAAGCGGAGCAGCCAGUUGUCGGAGUUCCUUCCUAUGUCGGGAUGAACCCGUACUAGGCCGGGAUGAUCCCUCCAAACGCCGUCUACGGCGAUCCAAAGGGGAUUCCGCUUCAACAGACCAUGUACCGGGACACCCCUGCUCCGUUCAAUUGCCCUUACUGUGGCGAGUCUGGACUCACUGACGUCAGUUAAUGGUUAGUAGUUACUAGUUAGGUUAAAAAUUGUUAGCAAUUGGGUCUUCCACCCCCUUGUUGAGGCGCGCAUGGUGGAGUUCUCCUUCCUGCUUAUUUGUGUACUCAGGUGGGUGAUGUUCUCUACUCAUUUCAUUUUAGAUAAAAGGGAUGGGGAAGGUCAUGAUUUGGCAUUGAAAAGACUUAAAUGCCCUUAGGUAAUAAAUCAAUGUAAAGAUUCAUUAGUAAGGGUAUUUGAUUAAUUUUACCGUCAAUUAUAACAUUUCAAAAGUGAGAACAUAUUGAUUUUUACUUUUAUCUCAAAUUUUGUGUCAAGCCAGUGGUUUUGUAGUCUGGAUUGUACAAUCGGAUGCUUUCAUUUGAUGGUUAGUUUUGUGUAGUUGACACGAACUCUGGAUUUAGUAAGUGGUUUCGUAGUCUGAAGUGUACAAUUGGGUUCUCCCAUUUAAUUGUUAGUUUUGUGCAGUUGACACGACUCCACGCUACACAAAACAUUUAUGGAGGAUAUAGUUUUCCAAGAUGAUUUCAAGAGAUCAAAACCUAGUCUGGCAGCAGUUGUGGGUUGCAUGAUGCCAUUCGGUCUUGGAAUCUGCUUUCUCUGCCCUUCAAUGGAUUGCCUAUGGCAUAAAUACCACUACUGCCCAAGCUGUCACCAAAAGGUUGCUGAAUUUGAGAAAUCAGAUCCAUGUGCGGUGGUUGAUGUGCCACAAUGGAAACAAGAUAGUUCGCCAUGCCUGCUUGAUGAGCCACAAUGGGAACAAGAUAAUUUCGCAAUGCUUGCUUGAUGGGUAAUUAAUAAACAAGUUUAGUCUAGUUUCGUCAUGUCUGCUUGGCUAAUAACUUGUAUGUUCUGUCAUACAUGUUUUUAUGAUGUAUACUUCCACAGUGUUCUGUAAUAGUUGAUGAGAUGAGUUUAUUUU